This is a messenger RNA of Penicillium cinerascens, 1983 nucleotides long. RefSeq lists its product as uncharacterized. Lineage: Eukaryota; Fungi; Ascomycota; Eurotiomycetes; Eurotiales; Aspergillaceae. The coding region runs from base 1 to 1983 and encodes 660 amino acids. Gene Ontology annotation, molecular function: protein binding. Gene Ontology annotation, biological process: negative regulation of transcription by RNA polymerase II. Gene Ontology annotation, cellular component: transcription repressor complex; nucleus. The record is from RefSeq and is a predicted model, not a curated record. The transcript has 4 exons.
AUGGAGAAUCACCGUCGCGAUGAUUCGCCCUCCGGUCUGUCGGAUUACGCCGAGGGCGAAGGCUUGCUGGGCACCGGCAUCACCACUCGUCACCUAGAGGCAUUCGGCAGAACGGUCACAUCAACGGCUGGACACUUGAUGGGACCGCCCGACCAGAGCCAGACUACCCACUAUCAGAAUGCUCUGAAUGACAUCCACCGCGAACUGCGCCGGCCGACGGCGCAGCGCAAGGUGUUUUCCCUAACGCAGACAACCCCGACCGAUCUGAUGCGGUCCAAAUUGUCAACUACCGAAAUCAAGUCUCGUGCCAUUUCCUCUCUCCCUGACGCCCUCCUCGCCGACCUUCCCGAAGAUAACAGCUCCUACUCCCUAUUCCAAGGCUUCCAGGCCUCCGUACCCGAAGAAGAACAUGGCCAUAAAAAACACCGGCGACGCACCUCCAAAGGCGGAAAGUUACUAAAGGACGGCGAGAAGGCCGGAGUCUUGACAGCUGGACCGGCCGGGCUAAAGGAGGAGCGGAAAUCAUUGAGCCGGCGGCUUGAUAUGAUGGGCAUCCGCAAAAACAUGUGCAGCGCCGAGAUUCACGAGAUUGAUAACAAGAUUGCGAAUUUGCACAAGAUGCGCCAAAUUGUCCUUGAUCGACUAGCGGGCUUGGAGAUGGACGAAGCCGCCUUGGAGCACGAUCUAACGGAACUCGAUAACAAGCUUGAAGACCUACAACCGGAGGAGACACCUGACACAUCUGCUGCGGACGAGACACCCAAGUCUUCAGAAGCCCCGGAGAGUUCGGCCACCUCCUCAGCCGACCCUGCUAUGGAUGCAUCGUUUAUGUCGGAAUCGAUAUACGAGAAGUUGCCGACCCCGUCGCCGAAGAGCUUACGACAUCGAUCUAUACGGAAACGUUCCAUGCCGAUUUUACACGAACAUUUCGCCCCGGGGUCAUUGAUCAAGGAAAUUGAAGCGCACACCGAUAUGGUCACCGCGAUUGACUUCGACUUUCCGUUUGGCACCAUGGUCAGCGCCGCGUUGGACGACACAGUGCGAGUAUGGGACAUGAACGUCGGUCGAUGCUCUGGAUUGCUUGAAGGACACCAUGCCUCAGUCCGGUGUUUGCAAGUGGAAGAUAACAUUGUGGCAACGGGAUCUAUGGAUGCUUCCGUGAGGCUGUGGGAUUUGAGUCGUGCUCGACCCGCAACUCGCGAUGGCCGCUUGAAUAAGCACGAGCGUGGUGAACGGGAGGAUACAUUAGAGCACUCUUCGCCGGUGCCACCUUCUUCCAAUCUGGAGGACUGCCAUGUGUUCACCCUGGAUGCGCACGUUGACGAAGUCACUGCCCUCCACUUCAAGGGCAACACGCUUAUCUCAGGCUCCGCGGACAAGACGCUGCGACAAUGGGAUUUGGUCAAGGGACGAUGUGUUCAGACACUCGAUAUUUUAUGGGCCGCGACCCAAGCCUCGUCUUCAACGACCACCGAUGGGACUUGGCGUCCGUCGGGUCGACUUCCCGACGCAUCUGCCGACUUCGUUGGCGCUAUCCAAUGCUUUGACGCUGCCCUCGCGUGCGGAACCGCUGAUGGCAUGGUCCGCUUGUGGGAUCUUCGCAGCGGUCAGGUUCACCGCAGUCUUGUGGGCCACACUGGGCCCGUCACCUGCCUGCAGUUCGAUGACAUGCACCUGGUAACAGGCAGUCUUGACCGCAGUAUCCGGAUCUGGGACCUGCGCAUGGGCUCUAUCUACGAUGCCUAUGCCUACGACAAGCCGAUCACUAGCAUGAUGUUCGAUUCCAAGCGUAUUGUUGCUGCCGCCGGCGAGAACGUGGUCAAGGUCUACGACAAGGCGGACGCCCACCACUGGGAUUGUGGUCCCGGCGUUGGCAUCGAUGAGACGGGUCCAUUCCCCGCGACGGUCGAGCGUGUGCGUCUCAAGGACGGAUAUCUCGUGGAAGGCCGCAAGGACGGCACCCUGGCCGCCUGGACGUGUUAA